This is a messenger RNA of Trypanosoma cruzi, 1083 nucleotides long. RefSeq lists its product as uncharacterized. Bases 1 to 1083 code for a protein of 360 amino acids. The transcript has a single exon. Lineage: Eukaryota; Euglenozoa; Kinetoplastea; Trypanosomatida; Trypanosomatidae. Gene Ontology annotation, molecular function: protein binding. The record is from RefSeq and is a predicted model, not a curated record.
AUGCUAUGCGAGGUUUUGGAGCGCAUUGUGACGCAAAUCCUACGGCGGGCGCGUAUCCCUCUAACGGCCAAACGGAUCUCUGAUGCUUUGGGAGGUGUCGUAUCGGUUGAAAACAUCACUGCGGUUUGUCUGAAACUCGUGGCGGAGGGUGUUUUGGCGAAGUGGGGUGAUGAAGCCUAUUCUGUAAAAUUCUUGAGCCGUCUGGUGCCCCGCAACCUUCUUAUCACGGAAGAAUAUCAGGCGCUUGGCAUGACACUGCUCCGCGUUGCGGAAAAUACGCUGGUGCAUUACAUUCCACAAGAAGCAGAGCACCGUUUCUUUGAGGUCCGCAGAUCGACGGUUAGUGAGAAGGCCGGUCUUGGACUCUUCCUCCGCUCGUCAAGGGCGUUGCCGCAGGGUGCCGUGAUUUGUGAGUAUGUUGGCCGGAUGUUACACCGCCCGCCGAAGAAAACCAAUCAGAGUGUCUACAUUGUGAAGCUGCGAAAUGUGCCUGCCUACGUGGAUGGCGUGGACGAGAACGGCGAGCAUCUCUCGUUAGCGACUUUCAUCAACGACAACGGGCCUGCUGCCGCCAAUGUUGAAAUGAGGGAAUACGACAUGCACUCGGGUCGCGUGUUUGUUGUCGCGAGCCGAGACCUUGUACCAGGCGAGGAGGUGUUGUGUACUUACGGUUCGAGGUACUGGGGUUACUCCUCCUAUGACGAGAUUGUGCGCAAUUUGAAUGGCUUGUCUCGAAAACGAAAACGCCAGCGCGAUCAUGACUUUGACGAGGGCGAUGAAGAAGACUUUGGCGAUUUUCUCUUCCCCUGCAGGCGGUGCGGAGAACAGCUUCCCAGGCGGCUGAUGUCGCUUCACCACCGUACUUGUGGUGAUCACCUGGUCAAUCAAAAGUUGCUUCAUUUAAACUGUUUGCCCCUCAACGACUUCACGGCGAUGGAAAACAGGAGCAAAGUGCUGCCGACUGGGCGUCUACGGGCGUUGCGGCGAGCGAAGCACUUCGUUGACUUGGGGGACCCCCAAACCUUUGCGCUUUCUCAUGAGGAUGUCGUUGGUGAUCUUGUUUUCUCAUGGUGUGCAGCCUAA